Molecule: messenger RNA, 603 nt
Organism: Durusdinium trenchii
Lineage: Eukaryota; Dinophyceae; Suessiales; Symbiodiniaceae
Source: the annotation of a GenBank genome assembly
AUGCAGGACCUUGGCCGCCUCAACAAACGACUUAGUUCUGCUUCAGCAUCGCCUGCAGACCGCGUUGCUGAGCUUGAUGGGCAGAUCAAACUUGUGGUGGGCCUAAGAGAGGAGGUCGAGAAAGGUUUGAGCCAGCUGGAGGAGGCCAGCGAGUCGCUUGCGAAUGUGGCUGCAACAAGUGCCCAAGCAGCCCAAGCAGCGCAGUUUCGUGAAACUCAGCAGGAGAUGUUGAGGGAUUUCAAAAGAGUGGCGCAAAGCAUCGACCACCAGUACCAGCAUGCAAGGCUACUUCCACAUGCGAAAGCCAAGCCGGGUUCUCUAGAUCCAGAAGACGGCCUUCUUCGAGAACGUAUGGGCCUCAACUCAUCUUUGUCAAUGGCAGAUGAAAUCAUCGGCCAAGCAACUUCAACCAGAGAUAUGCUCAUGAACCAGCGGAGUGUGCUGAACAGCGUGCAUUCCAGAGUUGGAUCGUUGAGCUCAAUGUUUCCUGGCAUUAACACCCUGAUCGACAAGAUCUCUGAUCGGCAGAACAAGGAGCGCGUGGUGCUAUCCAUCACUGUUGCGUCUUGCUGCUUUUUCACGAUUUGGUACAAAUUUUUGUGA